GCUCAUGACCUAGUUUCAGUAGAAAACGAGUAGUUUCAAAUCAAAACAGCUAUAAUAGUUUGUUUUGAUUUUUUAUGCGUUAAUUCCUAUCAAAUUUCCGAUAAGAAUCCAGUAGGUUUCACUUUCAUUGUUUCAGUAGUUUGAUAAUGUAGCUGUAUUUACGAUUAUUUGCCGAUUAAGGAACCGAAACAAAGUUCUGUGACUUGAAAUUAACUUAGCAGACAAGACAUGACCGAGGAGAUGUUCUACCGGCGCCAAGUGUCGCGGCAGCACCUGGAGGUGCUGGCUCAGUACAUGGAGCGCUACCCGCCGCUGGCGCUGGCCAGUGCGCGCUCCCGGGAGGGGCACAUACAGUCCAAGAGGAUGUGGGAGAAGAUCGCCCGGACCCUGAAUAGGAUUGAUGAGAAUGUUACGAAGAGUGGCAAGUGUUGGGCUAGGUACUGGAUCGAUCUCAAAUUCAAGAUCAGGAGGAAGUAUGCCGUUAUACAGAAAUGUCUGGCGGAGGGCACCCACUGCGCAGUCCACCUGAACCCUCUGGAGGAGAGGAUCAUCAAGAUCCUCACGGACGAGGAGGGGAACCUGCUGCCCACUGCCUCGGUAUACCAUCAGAUGAAGAGCUACCACCCUUUGCAUUACCCAUUGAAAGGAGCGGCGAAAACCAACGGUCUGGACAUCAAAGAGAAAAACACAAAAAUAGACGACAGCGGGGGCCUCGACAUACCCGACGACCAAUCACAGGACGACUACCUAGUGACGUCAUCCCCCGUCACUGAACACAUAGACUUACCCCCCUCGGACAUCAAACCCAACAUAAGUUUAAUGAAACAGGACACAGACCCGAUCCUAAUCACAGAAGAGAAGAAAUCAGUAGAAGAAUUGAGAAGGGAGUUAGUGGAGUUUGAGUUAAAAAAGCAGAAAGAGUUGUUUGAGAUGGAGAAAAAGUUUAAGAAAGAGAAACAUGAGAUGGAGAUGUCUAUUCUGAGGUUGAAGAAGCAGUUGAUGGUCAAAGAGUUGAAGAAGUUAUAACAGUAAAUGUUUUUAAACUGGAACAAGUUUUGUGAAGUCUUUUGCGCAAUGUAAAGACUGUUUGCGCAUUAAAUAAAAGUGCUUUGCGCUAAAAGGGAUAGCUGAAGGAUGUUUGCGCAAGAAAAAGGAUUUUUUUUAAGGGGGGAACAUCAUGCAGUCGAUUCAGUCGCUUUGGGCGAGGCGAGAGGGAGUGUCAGAUUCUUACUGACGAAAAAC
This is a messenger RNA of Spodoptera frugiperda (fall armyworm), 1242 nucleotides long. RefSeq lists its product as uncharacterized. The transcript has 4 exons. NCBI's taxonomy places the organism in Eukaryota, Metazoa, Arthropoda, Insecta, Lepidoptera, Noctuidae. The record is from RefSeq and is a predicted model, not a curated record. Bases 229 to 1026 code for a protein of 265 amino acids.